Molecule: messenger RNA, 2214 nt
Organism: Diplodia corticola
Lineage: Eukaryota; Fungi; Ascomycota; Dothideomycetes; Botryosphaeriales; Botryosphaeriaceae
Product: cytochrome p450 protein
Exons: 3
Coding region: 1-2214 (737 amino acids)
Source: RefSeq, a predicted model, not a curated record
AUGAGUACGACCUCCCCUUCGAGCACUGCAGACUAUUAUGGCAUCCACACCGGUCCGUGGAUCAACUGGUCAGAUGGUCGAAUCCUUGGGGGCACCAUCACCCUCACCCGCCGCGACGGUGGUUUCCUGAUCUCCCUAAUCGCACUCUUCAUCACUUGGACCGGCACAGCUUUUUGGAGACUGUCAUGUUUCUUCAUUCACCAUUACUGCUCGUCUGAAGCUCCCCGAGAUGGGGUUCAUCAUCAACGACAAGCAGUUCUCCGCAACUCUGCCAACGGAAUAAGCGGACUCUGGGCCCUUGCGCAAAUGGCUUGGGUCUGGCGAGACAAGACACCUCACGCACAUCGUCGCAUGGUCCCACUCCUGCUGUUCACAAUCACCUGCCUCGGCUGCUUCGCCGUUGCCGGCAUCUUCUCCUCCAAGAUCGCAACCUCGACGGCAUCACAAGUCCUCAUCUCCGGCCCUUCAUGUGGUCAACUUUAUACAGACGGCAAUACUAAUGAAACACUAUUAGACACCGUCUACCAACCCUUUGUACACGAGAAAGUGGUGGAGUGGGCCAACUUCGCCCAAACUUGUUACAAAAACAGUUCUAAUCCGGCGGAAUGCCAAAGAUACGUCCAGCUGAAGCUUCCAUAUUCGACAAAAAGGAACGCAAGCUGUCCAUUUGGAGGAGAUAUUUGUCAGACAGAGUUCGGAAAUCUCGAGAUCGACACAGGGUAUAUCGAUAGCAACGAGCACCUGGGACAUAAUGACCCUCCUGAGCUACGGUUCAAAUUCAGGCAUAUACUCAGGUGCGCACCUUUGGCCACACAAGGCUACAAGCAGCCGUACACGUACGCCUCGGAAGGCACGCAAUCGCGGUACGUGAGGUACUACUAUGGGGAGCUAAGGUCUCCAUACAACUACACUUACGAGUACCCUAUUUCAUCAUUUCAAGAGUGGCUAGACCAGAACUUUACCGGUCCGUUUCAAGAUUAUACUCUCAGUAUCCAGUCCGCGUUGUACCGGAACCAGUCACUGGAUGCUUUUUCUACCUUCGAUCCCAUCCCAGAGCUUCGUUACUAUGAUGGCGACAUUAAAAUUUUUUUUUUAUCGUCCAACUUCGUGGCAUUUGCGAAAGAGACAGACGACCCUUGGUAUUCAGCACACUCCGAGUUACUCGAAGUAGGGACUAUCCAAGCAACCGGAACCAUCAGUACAUAUGCCGGGGAUGAGCCAGCGUCACCUCUAGCAUGCGUCUCCCAAUACCAAUUCUGUAAUCCCAACCUACCCUCGGAUAAACAGUGUACCGCCUUGGGUCCAAUGGGGGAUGCAUUUGGUGGAAUUACCAAUCUUCGGCUUAGUCGCACACAGGAGGCAAUGAUUGAGUGGUACUUACCUGUUUUGGAUAGCGAUAUAGCUCAAGUAAUAAUGAAUCUGGGAAUAACUGGGUUGACUGCAAGAUAUGGGCUCACCUACGGAGUUCAGGGACCUCUUCCAAAUGGCCAGUGGCAAAUAGAUGUCGAAUACUGGUUCACGGUAUGGUUGGCCUACAUGCAAGGAUCAAUGGUCUUGUAUGCCACGGGUCCCUCGAACCCAGAGAUGAUGGCUUGGGUUGAUACUCCAAAGAAUGAGGUAGAAAGAUCCAUUUGUCGAAAUCAGAAAAUCGUAACGACCGCCUACACCAGCUUCAACACCUUCGGUCUCUGUCUCACCUUCAUAGUCGGCUGCAUCAUCAUCGUCUUCUCCUACACAAUCGAACCUCUCGCCAGCUGGAUCCAAAAGCGCCGCAGGUUCGACAACUACUCGCGUCUCGAGUGGUGUGCGAACGAGACGCUGCAACUGCAACGCAUGGCGCACGAGGGGUUGGGCGUGGGAACCUGGCACCAUGGCGCGGAAGCCAUUCCCUACACCGACAACGGCGAGAGGCUGGCCACGCUUAACCUCGCGAAUCCGGAACAUCCACGGCUGGAGGCACCACCGACGCAUUUCGACAAUCUGCUCGCCGGUGAAAGCAAUGAGAACCCCGGAGCGUCUCCCGGCAUUACAAAGGAGUACGAUCUGGCGGCUUCUACGAAGUUGGACCCUGGGCGUGGUGUCAAUGAGGUUCGGGAUACUUCGUCUAAUGAGCAUUCAGAGCAGCAGAUACCACCUGAGAGACCUCCGAGCGCCGAGGAGUUGGAGGAUAUUGGACGACAUGUUGGUGUGUCGAACGCAGACUAUAGUGGUUGA